Messenger RNA from Epinephelus moara (kelp grouper), 2376 nucleotides. Its product is annotated as septin-8-A-like. Gene Ontology annotation, molecular function: GTPase activity; molecular adaptor activity; GTP binding. The transcript is spliced from 10 exons. The coding region runs from base 111 to 1391 and encodes 426 amino acids. The record is from RefSeq and is a predicted model, not a curated record. NCBI's taxonomy places the organism in Eukaryota, Metazoa, Chordata, Actinopteri, Perciformes, Serranidae. Gene Ontology annotation, cellular component: septin complex; microtubule cytoskeleton; cell division site. Gene Ontology annotation, biological process: cytoskeleton-dependent cytokinesis.
GUGUUGCCUCCAAGUGGCCAUAUUGAAAGCAGUGUGAGUCUGUCCGUGCUUCAUGUGGGGAGCAGGUCUGGCUGAAGACAGAUAAUUACGGCACACAGCCACUUCUGACGAUGGCGGCCAAUGAGGUAGAUGUCUUCGCACACGAAGAAAAGCGAAACCUGGAGCUCGGAGGUCAUGUGGGGUUCGACAGUCUCCCAGAUCAGUUGGUCAGCAAAUCAGUUGCACAGGGAUUCUGCUUCAACAUCCUCUGCGUAGGUGAGACGGGGAUAGGCAAGUCAACAUUAAUGAACACUCUUUUCAACACAACGUUUGAAAACGAGGAAGCCAGCCACUAUCAGAGUGAGGUGCAGCUACGGCCACAAACCUACGAUCUGCAGGAGAGCAAUGUCAACCUCAAGCUGACCAUUGUGCACACUGUGGGGUUUGGAGACCAGAUCAACAAAGACGAAAGCUUCAAACCCAUUCUUGAGUAUAUUGACGCCCAGUUUGAAAGGUAUCUCGAGGAGGAGCUAAAAAUAAAACGUUCCUUGUACAACUGCCAUGACACAAGAAUCCACAUCUGUCUGUAUUUCAUCGCUCCCACUGGACACUCCCUGAAGUCCCUUGAUCUCGUCACAAUGAAGAAACUGGACAGCAAGGUGAACAUCAUCCCUGUCAUUGCAAAGGCAGACACUGUAUCCAAGAGCGAACUGGACAAAUUAAAGAUCAAGAUAAUGAGCGAGCUGGUCAGUAAUGGAGUGCAGAUUUAUCAGUUCCCUACAGAGGAUGAAGCUGUUGCAGAGAUCAACACGUCCAUGAAUACUCAUCUUCCCUUUGCUGUGGUUGGAAGUGUAGAAGACGUUAAAGUGGGAAACAAGAUGGUGAAAGCAAGGCUGUACCCCUGGGGUUCAGUACAGGUGGAGAAUGAAAACCAUUGCGACUUUGUGAAGCUGAGGGAGAUGCUGCUGCGUGUGAACAUGGAGGAUCUCCGGGAGCAAACUCACGCUCGACACUAUGAGCUCUACCGCCGUUGCAAGCUAGAGGAGAUGGGGUUUAAGGACACAGACCCUGACAGCCAGUCGUUCAGCCUUCAGGAGACGUACGAAGCCAAGAGGAAGGAGUUCCUUGUGGAUCUGCAGCGCAAAGAAGAAGAAAUGAGACAGAUGUUUGUCAACAAAGUGAAGGAGACAGAGGCAGAGCUGAAAGAAAAGGAAAAAGAGCUUCAUGAGAGGUUUGAGCAGCUCAAGCGGAUGCACCAAGAAGAAAAGAAGAAUCUGGAGGAGAAAAGACGAGAACUGGAGGAGGAGAUGAAUGCCUUCAAUAGAAGAAAGGUUGCAGCUGAGACACUGAUGGGACAGGCACUCCAAGGCUGCUCACAACCAUUCAAGAAGGACAAGGACAAGAAGAAUUGAUUUUUGGAUCAAACAUCCAGUGAAACCAGGACUGUGUCUGCCAUCAGCAUGGGAAACUGAGACUGUCAUAUCUGACAUGACUUACUGACACUGUAUGUGUGGACUCAGUGUCACAGUGACUAUGCACGUAUGUCAGACUGAACAAUGUGAUGGCUGUAAGCCACUGUGUACUUACGGAUCAAAAAGGUAGCUUUGCUCAGUGUAUUUAAUUUGUCCCUAAUGCUGACUCUGCUAGACGCACAAUCCAUGGACUGUUUUCAUAACAUGUAGCUUGUGUUGUUUUAUGUUCUUGCCAUGAAUGUGUGUUCACGUCCUGGUGUCCCGUUGAAGAACGGGAGACUUUUAGUUACUGACUGAAUCGAACUGAUGGCUGUGAGCUGUGUUAUGUAUUAACAUGGAAGAAGCAUUUGUGUGCUUUCAAACAUGCAGCUUUUCACAAGUUGAAUGGUCUCCAGUAGGUUAUUGAAAGACAGAAUUUCUAAUAAUGUACAUGAAAAUAUUGAUAAUUGUUAUUGGUAGUUUGAGGUACGAAACGAUCUAACACCAUUCUGUGCAAAGUUAUAAAGAAAGUAAUUGAAUUAAUUUACAGUGAGUCUGGAAAUGAAGCAAAUAUGUUGCCAUAAUUUGUAUUUAAAUAAAUAAUGUCGGUGGAAACCCAAACAGAGCAUCAAUUCAUCUGUUGGUCAGCUGAACCCAUUCCCCUUAAACUCCCUCAGUUCUCUGGGACUUCCCAUCUCAUCAGUCAUUUGCGUGAUUCAAAGCAUUUCAUACUGCACUUGUUGUCAUCAUGAUGUAUCAGAAAUGUUUGUCUGAUUUAACAGUGUUUCUAUAAAAGCAUUAUCCCUUUAACUCAAGUUUCAGCUUUGAUUUUGUCUCCCUCAGUGGCAGCACACAGGACAAAUAACAAAACUUAUCAUUUGCACUAAACUUUCAUAUCUUGUUAAGAUUUGUCUAAUAACCUUGCUGAAUAUGUAGACUGCUUGUU